Fundulus heteroclitus (mummichog) is the source of this 2731-nucleotide messenger RNA. Its product is annotated as taste receptor type 1 member 1. The record is from RefSeq and is a predicted model, not a curated record. Gene Ontology annotation, molecular function: G protein-coupled receptor activity. The coding region runs from base 1 to 2505 and encodes 834 amino acids. The transcript has 6 exons. Gene Ontology annotation, cellular component: membrane. Gene Ontology annotation, biological process: G protein-coupled receptor signaling pathway. Lineage: Eukaryota; Metazoa; Chordata; Actinopteri; Cyprinodontiformes; Fundulidae.
AUGUUUGAUAUUUUAUUACUUUCCUCAGGAUGGCUGAUGCUGCAGUUGGCUGCUGGGGAGUUAGAUUACACCUCUCAGGCUGACGGCAUGCAGCUCCAGGGUGAUUAUUCCUUCGCUGGACUCUUUCCCCUCCAUUACACCGAUGGAUCUGGCACCAGACUGCCUGCUUUGGUUCCAUGUGGACAGGGGAGACCCAACAAACACGGCUUCCACUUGAUGCAAGCCAUGAGAUUCGCCGUGGAAGAGAUCAACAGCGACACGGGCCCGCUGCCUCUGCUACCGGGAGUGAAGCUCGGCUACCAGAUAUACGACAUCUGCUCCAACCCGGCCAGCGUCCUGGCCACACUGGACCUGCUGGAGCAGCAGUACCAGAACUCCAGCAACACCCAGAAAUCAGUCGGUGUAAUCGGGCCAGACAGCAGCAGCAAGAGUUUUGCGCCCGCUGCUCUGCUGGGGGCGUAUGUGAUCCCACAGAUUUCCUACGAAGCCUCAAAUGAAAUGCUGAGCAACAAGCAGAUGUAUCCGGCAUUCUUCCGCACGAUCCCGAGCGACAAGAACCAGGUGGCAGCUAUGAUCCAACUCCUGGUUCGGUUCAACUGGAUGUGGAUCGCUCUUUUAGGCAGCGACAACGACUACGGACUGCAGGGUAUGCAGAGCCUGUCGGAGCAGGCCUCUCAAUAUGGCAUCUGCAUCCCAUACCAAGGGAUCAUCCCCACGGCGUCUGAGGAAACAGCUCAGACCAUGAGGAACAUGGUGGACAACAUACUGAAGACCAAGGUCAACACCAUCGUGGUGUUCUCAAGCAAGACGAAGUUCCACGACUUCCUCCCAUACGUCCUGGAGAGAAACGUAACAGAAAAGGUGUGGAUCGGGACAGAGGACUGGUCACCGUCCACUCUCAUCUCUGGGAUUCCUGGGAUCCAAACCAUCGGCACCGUGAUCGGCAUCUCUGUCAAGGAUGCCGCCAUUUCAGGGUUCGACGAGUUCCAGGAGAACGCGGUGAAGGCUUCACUGCAACACGUCAAAGAAGACUCCAACGUGAGCGCGAGCAACGCCAACGACUGCCUGCAGAGCACAGACCUGUACAGCCUGGCCAGGAAUAACUUCUCCAUGGACAAAUACGACGUCACCUCCUCGUUCAACGUCUACAAGGCAGUGUAUGCUUUAGCUCAGGCUCUGCAUCAAGCGCUUGGUUGUGAUUCUGGCGAGUGCAGCAAGAAAAGCGUGACUCCAUCACAGCUUCUGCCGCAGCUCCGGAAAGUUCGAUUUUCUCUCAGCAACUCCUCCGUGUACUUUGACAAGAACGGUGACCCACCCACCGGGUACGAUAUAGUGUCCUGGGUUUGGAGGGGCACGGACUGGUCUCUCAGAGUGGUAGGCUCCUUCACGCCGGACCCCAUCGCCCUCACAGUGGAUGCCGGUCUGAUUGAGUGGCACGGCAGAGGAGACCCAGGAUCAGUGCCUCAGUCCUUCUGCUCUCCACCGUGUCCAAAAGGCCACAAGAAGCUGCUGACAGGUCAACAUGCAUGCUGCUUCGACUGCCAGGCCUGUCCCUCGGCCACAUUCCUCAAUAAAAGUGAUCCAACAGACUGUCAGGCCUGUCUGCCGGAGCAGUGGGCUCCCCCGUCCAGCGAGGAGUGUCUGAACAGGACCGUGGUACUGCUGGACUGGCAGCACCCUCUCUCCAUAGCUCUCCUCUUCUUUUUGGCCGCCUGCGUCCUCCUGACCUCCAGCACCGCCCUCGUCCUCCUGCUCAACCUGAACACGCCGGUGGCCAAGUCCGCCGGAGGCCGCACCUGCCUCCUGAUGCUGGCAGCCCUGACCGUCGGCGCCUUGAGCACCUUGUGCCACUUUGGCCAUCCGUCCCCGCUGGCCUGCGUCCUGAAGCAGCCUCUGUUCACCAUCAGCUUCUCCGUGUGCCUGGCCUGCAUCGCGGUGCGCUCCCUCCAGGUCGUCUGCAUCUUUAAGUUUUCUUCCAAGCUGCCGCCGGUUUACGACAGGUGGAUGAAAAAGGGGGGUCCGGAGGUCACCAUCUUCCUGGUGUCCGCCGUCAUCUUGUUCAUCUCUGUGCUGCGGGUGUCCCUCGACACGCCGCAGCCUUCCCAGGACCUGCAGUUCUACCGGGACAAAAUCGUGCAGGAAUGCAGCAAAACCCUCUCUGUGGGCUCCGGCAUCGAGCUGGCUUACGUCUCCAUCCUCAGUGUCCUCUGCUUCGCGUUCAGUUACAUGGGGAAGGACCUCCCCGCCAACUACAACGAAGCCAAGUGCGUCACUUUCAGCCUGAUGGUGUACAUGAUCUCCUGGAUAAGCUUCUUCACCCUCUACCUCAUCAACAGGGAGACGUUCACCAUGGCGGCGCAGGUGUUCGCAACGCUCUUCAGUGUCCUGGCCUUCCUGGCUGGAUACUUCCUCCCCAAAAUGUACAUUAUCGUGCUGAGGCCGCAGAUGAACACAACAGCGCACUUCCAGAACUGCAUCCAGAUGUACACCAUGAACAAAAACUGAGCGGUUUGAGGGUCCAAACCACUAACCUCAACUAAUUAGGAUUUUAGACUCAUUUUACAAAUAAAAAUCUAGAAAAAGUAGGGUGUAAAUACACAUUAGUCACCCCCUUUUACCCAGAUACCCCUUAAUGAAAUCCAGAACAACCUGCUUUCAGAAGUCCAUUUAUUAGCAAAUAGAGUCCACUUGUAUAUAAUUUGAUAAGAUAAGAUAAGAUAGUCUUUAUUGA